CUGAUCCAAACCCAGUGAUAAAGGGGAACAGAGAAGAGAAACACAGCCAAACCUAGCGUGCCGAAUCCAAUCCACGAUGGCGUUGCCGCUCCCGUCGCCGGCAGACUCUAGCAGCUGCACUUUUAGCCAUUGCUUCUGCCGCUGGCUUCGCCGAUGCUCAGCAGAGAUUCCUUCCGUCGGCUCCGGCGGUGAGUUCACCUACAUACCGGACGACGCGGUCGACAGUCCGGCUUUCUCGGUUCUGGUCGGCGUUGUGUGGAAAUUCGACGUCGACAGCUCGCUACGCCUACAUCGGUUCUGCGUCGCGAACUCCGGUCGCGUCCUCGGCCGGAGUGGCGACGCCCUCGAGAUUUUGGUGGAUGGCGUCGACUACAAACCCAAGAACACUUGGUCGCGCAUCCGCGCUGCCACCGCCACGCGGAGCCCCGACGGUUGCUCGCUCUCGCUCUGCUGCUUCUCUCGUGAACUCUACCUCUCGGAUCUCGAGAGAAUCGAGGCUCCCCUUGCCGUGGAGUUGCACAUGGAGCUGGGCGCCGCCGACGGCACGAGGACCACCGUAUCCCCACUGCCUUGCUUGAAGUUGGGCCCCUUUAUGCCGACCUUCCCCAUCUCGGCCGCCGGCGAACUAUGGGCACCUUACCUCACCGAGCUCCGUGGCCCAUCCCGCCUUGUUAUGCAACGCUUGGACAAGGAUGCCUUCUGCUGGGUGGAAGUCGCCGAUCUCCACUUGCCUCAUGGGAGAAAAGGAGUCGACGGGCCGCCGAAUAACAACCCUGUCUUCCAGGGCUACGCAGUGGUCGGGCACAUCAUCCUAUUAUCGCUUUUUCCAACUAACCUCUUCUUCACCUUCAAUUGCUCCACCCUCACCUGGGCAUCAGUCAUCACCAACGAGAAGCAGCCCACUCGCUAUGUCUCUAUACAGAAGUGUGCUGUGUAUGUGGAAGGAGACAACACCAUCUAUUCCCUGUGUGCCGGUACUGGCAGUGUCUAUGCCUAUAAGCUGUGCCAAGUGGAUCAGCAUCAACACAGGAUGGAGCCACCUAUAAUGGUUGACCGUGUUUACCCUUUCCACAAUGAAGGAAAUGGGAUCCUAACACAUCUUGGUGCCAGGGUCAUGUGUUAUGUUUGGAUUGGUGAGAAGCUCAACUGCAAUUGUGACACCAAACAUGUGCUUAUCACCACCUUUCGAGUCUUGGAAGAUGACUGUAAGAACUUCCCUGAAGGAUUUGUCCCUAAGGGCAUUGAAGUCUUGCAUUCCACCUGCCGUCGGUUGGUCAUGUGGCCAAGCAAGCCAAAUCGAUUUGAGUUCAGCAUUCUACAGGUGUAUGAGGAGUUCAAACACAAGACUGUGACAGCCUCUCCCAUAAAGAAGAGCCAGAGGUUAAGUGUCCCCCAGGAAGUUCUAGCCAGCUCCAAUGUGGUAGAAUCGUCCAAGAUGCUUGCCUGCUGCAGGAAAUUGUUUAUUGGAGCACCAUUCUCACGUUCUGUUAUGCUUGAGCGCUCUGCUAUCCAGACCAACAUAGCUCUAUAUAUUGUUUGUCAAGUGGCUUCUCGAACAGCUGUGUUUGGGAUUAACAUCUUGGAUGGAAAGUUGACAUGCCAUGAUAAGACUCUCAGACUUCGCGAUAUGCAUCAAUAUCCUCACGGGUCUCAUUUUGCUUCUUUCGAUAACUUCAUGUAUGCUGUCUCAGACAAAGGAAAUAUAUAUUAUCUCAAUUUCGAUACAAUGCAGGCAACAGACAUCUGUAGAAUGCCUACUCGUGGCGUUCAUCUUGUUUGCGAAGUUGGGGGCCGUAUGGUUGCUUUAAGUAAUACUUUGCAAUAUCUCUAUGUUAUGGAGGAUCAACGAGGAUUUGUGCAAUGCUGCGGUACAUUUGGGAUUCGUUGUGAUAUAGAAAAAGAGGUUAACCUGUCUGGAUACGUAGUCCUGAGUAAUAAUUCCUUUAUGGUUUUUGAUGCUGAAUCAAACCAGUGUUUUCUGAUUGACCUGCGUCAAAGAGGGUGGAGAACUGUCGAACCGUAUGCUUUGCAAGAUAGAACAAAACAGCUGCCAAGCUGGUGGCCUGGACGUGUGUUUCUAAGUGAAAGAUCUGUGUUUGCCAGGGGUUUUAUUUACACUUGUUCAAGUGGAGGACUUACUGCAUAUGAGUUAAUUGAAGAAGGUUAUUCUUAUUACCUUGGUGAUGGGAUUGAUUUGCAGUUUUCAUGGCACAAGUCUUGGGAGCAUGAAAGAAUGUGCUUGGAUUGCAUUGGGGAAAACAGAAGUACUGGUGCCAUUAUGUUUUGUGUGGUGCAAGAUGAUAACUGCAAACCUAGUCUUCCGCAUGACUACCAUCCUAUACGUUUCACUACUGUCCAGGUGAAGACUGAAGCAUUGCACAAUGGUAAACGGAAACCAAAGGCAAUUGGCCAUGUUGAUAUUGCAAGAUCUUACAUUGUGUCUCCAGAUCUUGAUCCCUUCUUAUGUGAUGAACCACCGAUUAGGACUCGAAGGUGCUUUAACAGCGUGACCUUCUCUCGAGCUUUAGAACUUCUGUAGAAAAGUAUGCUGCAAUAUUUAUAACUUAUUGUGCAUCAUGAAACUUAUGAGAUGCAGUGUGUUUUGAAACAUGUGGAUCAUGAGCAUGUACUCGUGUGAACCUUUUUUUUGAAAUAAAAGGCAGGAGCACUGCCACAUCAUAUAAGAAGAAGAA
Panicum virgatum (switchgrass) is the source of this 2693-nucleotide messenger RNA. RefSeq lists its product as uncharacterized. Lineage: Eukaryota; Viridiplantae; Streptophyta; Magnoliopsida; Poales; Poaceae. Bases 77 to 2539 code for a protein of 820 amino acids. The transcript has 4 exons. The record is from RefSeq and is a predicted model, not a curated record.